This is a messenger RNA of Mytilus californianus (California mussel), 5657 nucleotides long. Its product is annotated as protein CIP2A homolog. The record is from RefSeq and is a predicted model, not a curated record. Lineage: Eukaryota; Metazoa; Mollusca; Bivalvia; Mytilida; Mytilidae. The transcript has 24 exons. Bases 187 to 2961 code for a protein of 924 amino acids.
UAAAGAUGGCGACUUGAAAUUGCAUGGAAACAAAUGCCAACUUGUCCGACGACAACGACUAUUUAAGCUAUUUGAUUAAUUACCGUAAAUUUCCCCCACUUAGAAUUUGUUACCAAUUUGUAAGAAUAUACUUGAUUGCCAUAGAGAUUAGUAUAGGAGGACAGAACUUCAAUAAAUUUUGUUACCAUGGAGACAGCUUCUUGUGUUAAGCAUGUCAUAAUGGCUGCCAACCAAUAUAAAAACAGUAAAACAGAUGGUAAUUUGGUAUAUCUACAGAGGCAGUUAGAGAUUCUGGUUGGUAGUUUAUCAUCAAGAACCUCGACAUUGAAAUUUUUUAACCUGAGGAAUUUAUUGCCUGUAGAAUGUUUAAAUGCUGUCAUGGAUAUUCUUAGAGAAUCAAGAGAUAUAAAGCCAGGUCUACUCUCCAAAUGUAUCACUCUGUUUCAACAUCUAGCUCAAGACAGUGAAAUAAGAGAUGCCUUCCAUGAUUCCUUUCACCUUACACAGUGUUUAGCUACCGUCAUAAAAACACAUGCUGGAGUACCAGGGGACCAUCUCACAGUGGAGAUAUUGAAUGUUUUACAGAGGAUAACGUAUGGACACAAGAUAAUUUUCCAGGACAGUUAUGUUGAAGAUUUGUUACAUUUUGUUUUGAAAAAUAUAACAAACCCAGUUACAGAAUUUACUUUACCCUGCCUAGGAUUACUGGUCAAUCUUUGUAAAGAUAACUUUGCCACACAGUCUUAUAUUAAAAACAUGGAUGGAUCAAGGAAUUUGUACAAGACCUUGAUGUCAUAUUUAGAUGACCAGAACUUAACAAUGAUGAUAUUUACAUUGUCGUGUAUAUCAUAUUUGUGUUUACACCAGGACAUAGGACAAAAUCUGUUUAAUCCAAAAAAUGUAAAGUGGACAUUUCAAUUGAUGUUUAAUAUUGUAUUAAAUGGAGACACAGGGACUACUAGACAGUAUGCUGUUGAUCUGUUUGCAGAUUUACUCAAAAAUCAAAAUAUUCAGCAGUCUCUUGUAGAAUUUGAGAAGUUGAGUUCUAGUAUAGAAAAAGUUCUAAAUUUGGUAGCUACCAGUACUGCAGAGUCAGUUGUAAAGAUAUUUGAACUUCUCCUGUCCCUGUCUGCUGUAGAAGGCAUACGACCAAUAAUUUGUCGUUGUAUUUUAUCGACAUGUUCUGUACAACAAAGAGAUCACUAUGCUGAAUUGGCACAGACACCUGUCACUCAGAUCAAAGAACCACUGUUUGCUGUUGUUCACUGGGCAUCACAACCAGCCGAGUCACAUGAUCAGGCAUCAUUAUAUGCUAUCGACUUUUUAUCUGAAUUUUAUGAGGAAAUGAUUUACUCCAACACAAGGAUCCAGUACUCUGCUCAUGCAGACCUUAUUUUACCGUUGACCUUACAAGCUCUUAGUACAAAGAUCGAAGGAGAGAGUCAUAUAAUGAAGAGAAUCAGUAGAAAAAUAAUAAAAGCUUUACAACUGUGUAUUGUGUUGACAGGAGAAGAGGACAUUAAGAGAAAAUUGGUUGGUAUGGUGGAUAUGCAGAUGUUUUCUAAGUUACUGGAAUUUCAGUUCUCUAACAAUAAAGUGGCUCUAAAUUCAAGCAAAUUUACUCUGGUUACUGAUGAUUUAAGUGACAUUGGUGUACAAAUUGUGAUGUAUGGUUUGGAUUUGAUGGCAAAAUUAGCAAAAAAUUUACCGGAAGUUGAUGCUUUGUUUUCCUCAAGUUUACAAGACAGUAGAAUUGUGCCUUUCCUGUCAGCUGGUCUGACAAGUGACAACCGGACAGUAGUACAAGUGACGUUACAGAUCAUUUGUUUUGCUUCAAUUUUGGAUGCAUUUCCUACAGUUUUACUUGGUGAUGCUUUGGCUGCUAGUAAUUGUAAGCGGAAGGAAGAAUUAAUGAAAAGGGAGACAAUUCACCAACAUGUUCAAUAUCAUAUGCCAGUUUUACAGAGUUAUGAAAACAAGGAAAACAUAACCAAUGAUGCCAGUAGGAUUUCUGUUCAGGAUGCUACAAGACUGUCAGACCAGGAGGCUUCAGUUCAAUCUCUUAUUGACAAAAUGCAGUCUGGCUUUGAGUUGAAGGGUGCUAAUUCCUCUGAGAUAAUAGACCUGUAUGAACACAAGAUACAGUCUCUGCAGACAAAAGAAGAACAACUUCAAGACUUGCUGGAAGCCAAGAGUCUAGCUCUCACACAGGCUGAUCGAUUGAUAGCUCAGCAUAGGUCCAGGAAAGCUGCUUAUGAGGCUGAGGCAGCUAAAAUGAGACGAUUACUUCACUCAUCUGAGAUCAACAGUGAGAAAUGUAAAGAGGAAAUAAAUGAGUUAAAAUUAAAGAAGGAACAUCUACAAAACACACUGGAGAGCGUGAUGGAGGAAAAAUCUCAGUUAGAACAAGUAGCAGAAGAACACCAACAGUUAACAGCAGCUUAUACAGAACUGUCAGAAAAAUAUACAUCUGUAGACAAGUCACUGUUGUCAUUAAAACAAGAACACAAGACAUUAUCAGAGAUGCAUGAAGUAUUGCGGAAACAUGAUGAAAAUCUCAAAGAGCAAUGUGAUAGUGCAGCAGAACAACUGAGUAAGCUGGAGACAGAAAGGAAAACUUUAAAUAAAACUCUGAAGGAGAAAGAAUCAAAACUAUCAGAACUGAUGAAGACACACACAAAAUUACAAAAGGAUCAUAAGACGUCUGAGAGUGAGAGAGAGCAAUUAGAGGAAGCUGUUGAUAAAUACAGAGCAAAUAUGGCUCAGUUAGAGCAGACAAAGAAAGAAUUUCAACAUCAGGUCUCAUCACUAGAACUUCUCUGUAGACAACAUGAAACAGAUAUUGACAACAAAGAUAAAGAACUUGUAACAUUAAAGGGAGAAGUGGACAAACACAGACAGAUUGCUGCGUUAAUUAAUAGUCUUAGUAGUGGAAAGUCUGAAAAUGUAGCACGGCCAUAGACAUUAAACAAAAGAUGGUCGUAAAAAGUAGCUUAACCAUAGACAUUAAACACAAAAUAGACUUAAAACACAGCAUGGCCAUAGACAUUAAACAAAAGAUGGUCGUAAAAAGUAGCUUAACCAUAAACAUUAAACACAAAAUAGACUUAAAACGCAGCAUGGCCAUAGACAUUAAACACUAGAUAGAUCUAAGAUAUAGCACAGAUGGAUAUAAAUACAGUGCUGCCUAAAUCAGUUCAUCAAUGAAGCCAGAUUGCUGCAUUAAUCCAUGGCUUUACUCAUUCAUUAUUUCACUGAGAAAGAAAAACAUUUUAAUCCAUGAAAUUUAUUUUGGCAAUGACUAUUAGAGGUGCUAGAUAAUAUUAAGACAUUACAAGAUAAAACACAUUCUUUUUUUGUCAAGCCUGCGAAAUAUAUUUCGCGAAAGGGAGACAUAGCGAUCCUAGAUUCCGUCGGCGGCGAUGUCAACAUUUAGGUUCAGUCUGUGGUUCAAGUUUUUUUAGACAUCAAUAAUUUUGUCAAACCUUCAUGGAAUUUUAUGAAAUUUGGACAGAAGCUUGUUAAUGACCAAAAGACAGUAUUCAGAGCAAAUUUUUGAAAAUUUUUAUUUUCAUUUUUCUGUAUUUUACUGUCUGGGGUUAAAGUUUGUUAGACAUCAAUUACUUUGUCAAAACUUCAUAGAGUAUUAUGAAAUUUUGGCAGAAGCUAUUUAAUGAUUAAGAGAUAAUGUCUGAAGCAAACCUUUUCAUUUUUAUUAUUUUUCUGAUAGAUGGACCUUGUUUUUUUACAGUUGGAUUAUAUUUUUUGAAAUGAUAAAUUUGUAAACCUUCAUGGAUUGUUAUGAAACUUUGACAGAAGCUAAUCUCCAAGACCGAGAAAUAUCAUCUACGAAAAAGUUUGAGUUUUUUUUAAAUUGUAUAUUUUACUGAUAAAUGGACUCACUUUUUAAGUCAAGAUUACACCUUUACACUGACAUCAGCAAUAGCAGGCAAGACACAUGGUUACACAGAACCCCUUACAAUUUUUUGUGAGCGAAUUCGUCCAGUAAACACAUAUACAAAACUCAAAAAAAUAAAUAGGUUUGAUCUUUAUAUUUGAUCAUUUGUUUUAUUAAUUUACCUUUGGGGAUCCCCAGUACAAUACAUUUCAUAGUUUAAUAUAUCUUAUUAACAAUGAGUGGAAUUUCAUUUUCAAGCCGCCAUGUUAUAUUGGUUAUGAAAGUGGUAUAAGGCCAGUUAAUAUGUGAUAAGAACUAUUUAUAAGGACAGUUACAAUAAAGCUAAUGUGAUAUGUAUAUUGAUUUUUAAUGACAAGACUUCAUGUGUUUUGUAUUUUAUAGUGUAACAUAUAUCUCACUGAUUAUAUAAUUGUUGCACCUCAUAUAACUUGAGUUUCUGUCUUGUAUUUUUAUGAUGAUUUUCUUGUUGCCUUAGUUACAAUGUUGUUUCUGCCUCAAUUAAACUUUUUCAACAUUUUUCAAUUGUUUCUUAAAUAUAUGUUAAUAUGAUUAAUAUGAAAAUGUUUUCUUUUAUACUUAAGUAUUAGUCAAUGUAUCUCUAUGAAAUUGUACCACAAGGUUCCAUACCACACACACAGAAGGUUGGGGUCGAUUUUGUGGGUUGUGGCUUUAAUCGUUAAGAAACUAGAAGCCAAAUAGGGGCAAAAAACAAGACUUUUCUAAUACUGGCUAAGCUGGUUCUAACAUAAAUUAUUUCUGAUCUAUAUAAAGAAACAACAAAUACUGAUAUGGCAGGAGAUACACACCAAGCAGGGUGUGUAAAUUAUUAUAUUUAGCUUGUAAACAGAUUCACUAAGUAUUGCGCAACAGCUAAGUAUUGCACAACAGCAAGAAAUCUUCAAUUGAAAAUAAAUACACAAAUUUUUUAACCAAUUUCAAUGAGAAUUAAUUUAAAGUCUUGAAUUGUUUGAGGUUUUUACCAUGUAUUACUAUAUUGGAUAUUUGGACAUUUUUAAAUAGGUCUACAUUGAGGUCCAAAAGGGUUCAGAAUUAGAAUUUGUUCGAUUUCAUCAAAAACUGAAUUUUUGUGGUUCUAUGAUAUGCUGAAUCUAACUGUGCAUUCAGAUUUUUAAUUUUGGGCCCUGUUUUCAAAUAAGUCCAUAUUAAGGUCCAAAGGGUCCAAAAUUAAACUUUGUUUGAAUUCAUGUUUUUUUUUUAUAUGCUGAAUCUAACCAUGGAAUUAGAUUUUGGAUAUUGGACCAUUAAGUAGAUUAAAUAUCCCAUUUCAAAUUUUUAAGUUAUCUGACCACAUUUAUUCUGUGUCAGAAAUCAAUAAUGUGUCAAAUAUUUAAUCACUAUCCAAAUUCAGAGCUGUAUCAAGCUUGAAUAUUGUGUCCAUACUUGCCCCAACUGUUCAGUCGUAUCCAGCUGCUCAGGCGGAGCGCAUUUUUAACUUUUCAUUUAAAUUACAGAAUCAUUAAGAACAGUUAUUAUAAGUGAAAGUAUUGAUUAGUGUGUUUAGUUGUUAAUUAUUGAUGGAAACAGUAUUUUAAAUUGACAGCUAUGUUUCCUGUGUGAUCGUGCAUUAAGCAUUUUGUAUUCAGGGAAUUUGUAAAAUUAUUUAUUGAUUCUGUACAUGUCAUAUUAUUUAUCUCUUGUAACUUUAUCAGACAUGCAUUUAUUUUCAUGAAAUAUUUUGCAUUUUCAUAUAAAAUCGAAAUAAAUAGUUUUAGAUUUA